Messenger RNA from Knipowitschia caucasica, 657 nucleotides. The record is from the annotation of a GenBank genome assembly. Lineage: Eukaryota; Metazoa; Chordata; Actinopteri; Gobiiformes; Gobiidae.
AUGCCCCCUCCCCUUCCUCCUCCUCCCGCCAUGCUGCCCUCUCCUGGCCCUCCCUGGCACUGCACCAUGUCCUCGUCGUACCUUCUGACUCUGCUGCUGCUCUCCUCUCUCCUGCACUCGCACCUCUGCCUCCUGCCGCAACCUGUCGUCACCACCAACUACGGGAAAGUGCGCGGGACCAAAGUCUCGCUCCCGAACGAGAUCUUAGGCCCCGUGGAGCAGUAUCUGGGGGUUCCGUAUGCCUUGCCGCCGGUGGCAGAGCGCAGGUUUCAGGCCCCGGAGCCGCCGCUGUCCUGGCCGGGGAUCCGCAACGCUACGAGCUUCGCCCCCGUCUGCCCGCAGCACCUGGAGGAGGACCGCUUCCUGCUCGGAGACAUGAUGCCCGUGUGGUUCACCGCUAACCUGGACACCAUCGCCCAGUACGUUCAGGAGCAGAGCGAGGACUGUCUCUAUCUGAAUGUCUACGUGCCCACGGAGGACGACAUCCAUGAUGAGAACGGCCUGAAGCCGGUGAUGGUCUAUAUUCACGGAGGGUCGUAUCUGGAGGGAACAGGAAACAUGAUCGAUGGAAGUAUUUUAGCGAGUUACGGAAACGUCAUCGUCAUCACCAUCAACUACAGACUGGGAGUUCUGGCUGUGAAACUGGACCAGGGCUAA